This is a messenger RNA of Panicum virgatum (switchgrass), 598 nucleotides long. RefSeq names its product protein NOI4-like. Lineage: Eukaryota; Viridiplantae; Streptophyta; Magnoliopsida; Poales; Poaceae. The transcript has 3 exons. Bases 138 to 404 code for a protein of 88 amino acids. The record is from RefSeq and is a predicted model, not a curated record.
CGUCGCGUCCUGUUGUCUGUGGCCAACCCUUCACCUCUCAUCCCGGGGGAAAUUUUGCCCCACAAACUCUAGCGCGACGGAUCACAAGCGAGGGCAAAAUUUUCUGGGCGAUUCCGGCUGAAGGGAACUGCGGUAUCAUGUCGGACGACACCGGCCGCACUCUACCCAAGUUCGGCGAAUGGGACGUCAACAACCCGGCCUCCGCCGACGGGUUCACGGUUAUCUUCAGCAAAGCCAGGGAUGAGAAGAAAGCCCCCCCGGCCAAAGGCCAAGGCCACAUCAGCAACAGGUCGGCGGACAUGAAGGACUCCUCCAGGGCCGACAAGGUGACCUCGUACAACUCCAGGAACAACGCAUCGAAGAAAUGGUUCUGCUGCGUCUCGCCCAGUCCCACACAAUCCUGAGGAAGCUAAUGAGCUGUGCAAUGCAGAACGAAGAGGAAUGCAAUGCUGCAGCUUGGUGUCAUUCUGUGAUGGCUAUGUGUAGCUCUGUUGCUGGCAGGCUGCCCAUGAGCUCUUCAGAUUCGGGUCCUGCCAGCCAGUGACACGAGCACUAUGUGUAGCCGUUUCAUCAUAUAAGAAAUUACUCUGAUGGGUAA